UCAGACACCAAAACACACGAUGAUUCUUUAUCCCGAACAAAACGAGCGGGGUUGAAUAUGUUACGAUUAGGACGUGGCCUUCAAAUGUUGCGAAUGGAUCUUCAAAAAAUCACAGAGGGUGGAGAAGAAGAAAUGAAACAACAGGAAGCUGAAAAUUACCCAGAAAUUGAAGGAUAUCCAGUUUUUGCUGAUGAUGUAGAAUAUAAAAAUGAAGACGAAAAGCGACCAAUGAACAUGCUUCGUUUGGGCAAGAGACCAAUGAACAUGCUUCGUUUGGGCAAGAGACCAAUGAGUAUGCUCCGAAUGGGAAAACGACCAAUGAGUAUGCUCCGAAUGGGAAAACGACCAAUGAGUAUGCUUAGAAUGGGAAAACGACCAAUGAGUAUGCUUAGAAUGGGAAAACGACCAAUGAGCAUGCUUAGAAUGGGAAAACGACCAAUGAGUAUGCUCCGAAUGGGAAAACGACCAAUGAGUAUGCUUCGAAUGGGAAAACGACCAAUGAGCAUGCUCCGAAUGGGAAAAAGGCCAAUGAGUAUGCUACGUAUGGGCAAAAAAUCUGACGAAGACCAUUCCAUAGAAACCAGAAAAAUCAACAUGUUAAGACUGGGGCGU
Messenger RNA from Lottia gigantea (owl limpet), 612 nucleotides. RefSeq lists its product as hypothetical. The annotation marks the transcript as partial. Lineage: Eukaryota; Metazoa; Mollusca; Gastropoda; Lottiidae. The transcript is spliced from 2 exons. The record is from RefSeq and is a predicted model, not a curated record.